Molecule: messenger RNA, 384 nt
Organism: Cryptotermes secundus
Lineage: Eukaryota; Metazoa; Arthropoda; Insecta; Blattodea; Kalotermitidae
Exons: 1
Coding region: 1-384 (127 amino acids)
Source: RefSeq, a predicted model, not a curated record
AUGACACCACUGUUCCAGUCCAUCAUGAAACCAUUGUUCCAGUCCAUCACGACACCACUCUUCCAGUCCAUCACGACACCACUCUUCCAGUCCAUCACGACAUCACUGUUCCAGUCCUCCACGAUACCACUGUUUCAGUCCAUCACAACACCACUGUUCAAGUCCAUCACGACACCACUCUUCCAGUCCAUCACGACACCACUGUUCCAGUCCUCCACGACACCACUGUUCCAGUCCAUCACGACACCACUGUUCCAGUCCAUCACGACACCACUGUUCCACUUCAUCACGACACCACUGUUCCAGUCCAUUACGACACCACUCUUCCAGUCCAUGGUGACACCACUAUUCCAGUCCAUCAUGACACAAUUUUUCAGUCCUUAG